UUAAUUAAGAUGGACAGAGAAGGAAUUUUGGUAGUGGUUGUGUCCCUUGUGGUUUUGGGAUUGAGCUUGCGAGAAGCCUCCGUCGUCUCGGCGGCGGUGACGCCGCAGCCGGCGGCGAACGGCAAGACUACUCUGGUGCGGCAGUACUACAAGAAGCUGAAUACAUGUAAAAAUGCGGAGGCAUUUGUGAAGCAGCAAGUGGAAAUGAUGUGGAAAAGGGAUAAGAGCCUUACUGCCAAGCUGCUUAAGUUGCUCUAUGCGGAUUGUAUGGUUAAUGGCUGUGAUGGAUCAAUUUUGCUAAAUGGUGCAAACUCAGAGAGGAAUGCCAUACAAAAUAUUGGGCUUAGAGGUUACGAAGCAAUUAACACAAUAAAAAGAAUGCUUGAAAUUCGAUGUCGUGGAGUAGUGUCUUGCUCUGACAUUUUAGUAAUAGCCACUCGAGAUGCCGUUGCUCUGGCAGGUGGACCAUCUUACCCGGUACUCUUGGGGAGAAGGGAUGGAAGAGAAUCAAAGGCAUCCUGGAUUGAUUACCCUUCGCCUUCCAUCACUUGGGAAGAAGGGCUGGCUUAUUUCGAAUCCAAAGGUUUAAAUGUUCAGGAUUUCGUUACAUUAAUGGGGGCGCAUACAAUGGGAAAAACGCAUUGCAGAUACAUCCUUGACCGCCUCUACAACUACAAAAACACUUCCAAACCUGAUCCAACCAUGAGUUUAAGCCUCCUCAAGAGCUUAAGAAAACUUUGCCCACCAAAGACACAAAAGGGCCAGCACGAUCCCCUUGUGUAUCUAACACCCGAGGGACACCCCGAGAAUUACAAGUUUACCAACACCUAUUAUUCUAGAAUUCUCAAAAAUCAAUCUGUUCUCACAAUUGAUCAACAACUACUCUAUGGAGCUGACACCAACGAACUAGUCAAUGAAUACGCUGCAGGUUUUGGAGAUUUCAAAUUUGGAUUUGCAUUAUCGAUGAAUAGAAUGACAAGUCUCAAAGUUUUAACAGGAACUCAAGGGGAAAUAAGGCGAGAAUGCAGCCGUACAAAUUAAACCAAUUUAAUGUAAUCGCUAUAUAAGAUGGGAUAUGUUUACCCAUAGAAAGGCAAGUGGAAGCAUGAUUGAUGUGAGAAUCAAUGGUUGUUUGUGAAUCAAUGUUGUACUUACAAUUUCGUUAAAUAAAUAAAUUCAAUUUGAAUU
Molecule: messenger RNA, 1188 nt
Organism: Ipomoea nil (Japanese morning glory)
Lineage: Eukaryota; Viridiplantae; Streptophyta; Magnoliopsida; Solanales; Convolvulaceae
Product: probable peroxidase 61
Exons: 4
Coding region: 10-1041 (343 amino acids)
Biological process (GO): hydrogen peroxide catabolic process; response to oxidative stress
Cellular component (GO): plant-type cell wall; plasmodesma
Molecular function (GO): heme binding; peroxidase activity
Source: RefSeq, a predicted model, not a curated record